GUAAACUGUAGCUAGCUUGAUGCUAGUGUGAAAAGCCCACGAUCACUUCUGAAGGACGGAAAGAAACACAGCCGCUGUCCGGAACACUUUACCAUCUUUUUUUUUGUUUAAGUGGUAAACAUCAUACAAACAGAGACUUGGGCAAAAAUAAGGUGUUGGUCAUGUCAGUACAGAGGAAAGGAGCUGCAGCUAAGCUGCCCAAAUGUGCCUUCUGCAGGACCAACCGGGAUAAGGAGUGUGGGCAGCUGCUAGUGUCUGACAACCAGAAGGUGGCAGCCCACCAUAAGUGCAUGCUUUUCUCUUCUGCCUUGGUAACAUCUCACUCAGACAGUGAAAACAUUGGAGGGUUCUCCAUCGAGGAUGUGAAAAAGGAGAUCAAGAGGGGAAAUAAAUUGAUGUGCUCGUCAUGCCACAGACCGGGUGCCACAAUUGGCUGUGAUGUGAAGACGUGCCGGAGGACAUAUCACUAUUAUUGUGCUGUGAAAGACAAAGCCCAGAUUAAAGAGAAUCCCUCACAAGGAAUUUACCUGGUUUACUGUCGCAAACACAGGGAUGCAUCUCAAGAUGAUCUUCAGGAUGGAGGGGAAGGUGUGGCCAAUGAUUCCGACUCAUCACCUCCGCAAAGUAGGGGCAGAGGAAGGUUUGAGAAGGGAAAAGCAAAGGUUGGAUCCCGUGGUCAGUCAGAAGACAGCCGCUCUGCCUCCUCACAGGCUGCAGAUGAAGAAAGUACCUCCCAUCGGGACAGGUCACCUCUUCGGCCCAGCCAAGGAGAUGGUGGCCAGCGAUGUGGCUUUUGCCAUGCAGGUGAUGAAGAGAAUGAAACACGAGGGAUGCUUCACACUGAUAACUCAAAAAAAGUGGCUGCACACUACAAGUGCAUGCUCUUUUCAUCGGGUACGGUGCAGCUGACAACAACAUCACGGGCUGAAUUUGGAAACUUUGAUGUGAAAACAGUCAUCCAAGAAAUCAAGAGAGGGAAAAGAAUGAAAUGCACACUCUGCACUCAGUUGGGUGCUACCAUCGGGUGUGAAAUCAAGGCCUGUGUUAAGACCUACCACUAUCACUGUGGCCUGCAGGACAAGGCAAAGUACAUUGAAAACAUGGCCCGUGGCAUUUACAAACUAUACUGUAAGAACCACAGUGGCAAUGAGGAGAGAGACGAGGAAGAUGAAGAACGAGAGAAUCGCAGUAGAGAGCGAGCAGCAAUUGACCAUGGGGGAACACCAUCAAUGCAAGUGAACGGCAACUAGGUCUGCCUUUUGGAUGUGAUGUGGGGUUAAAAAACAAGAACUCAGACAAGGCAGUGAUACAAUUUGUAUACUAAAUCUUAGCCUACUCACAAUUCGUGGUCUUUGAGCUCCCCACGAUUUGUUUGCACAUCUUCUUACAGUAGACGGAUGGGAUGCCCCGAUGUCCACAAUUUUACUUUUUCAUGAACCCCUGUUUCAAGUUUGUUAGAUGAUCUUUUGACUGACUGGUGGUUCUCUGCAAAGCACUGGACUGCUACAGGAUCAUACAGAGCAAUUACUUACCUUUCCAAAAGUGUGUCAUGGGCUAAAUUUCAACAUGUUUUAUGGCUGUGAACAAGGUGUAAAGGACUGAUCAUCUGAUUAAAACUUCCACACGUUCCCAUGGACUACAUGACCCACACUUGUUGAAAUCAAUACAUUCUUGCUCUUCCUUAGCUAUGAAAGGACUAAUUUUUAAGAAGGGUCUGUUUUGUUACUAGUCUCUCUAUCGACUUGUGAAGUUUGAUUACUUUGUUUCUGUAAUCAUGUCUUAAGAAUACUCUUUUGAUGUUAGCCUUUUUUCCUUGAUUUGUAAUAUUUUGCUACUGUAUUACUCUAAGUAAUUAUGAUUGUCUAAGUUUCAGACAGUCACUGUUACAAGUUCUACCAGCAUGCACUUGUAUUUUCUCACUGGUAAAGGAGGCAUUUUUUAUUUAGCUGCUAAAGGGCAAAGUAGAGCUCUUUAGAACACUCAGCUUGACUUUGUUUGGUGUACUGUUACUUGUAUCUUUAAAAAUGUACCCAUGAACAAUUUGAAAUAGAAAAGAUUUUAUUUUACACA
This is a messenger RNA of Cheilinus undulatus (humphead wrasse), 2070 nucleotides long. It is a transcript of the gene phf6, whose product is annotated as PHD finger protein 6. The record is from RefSeq and is a predicted model, not a curated record. Gene Ontology annotation, cellular component: nucleus. NCBI's taxonomy places the organism in Eukaryota, Metazoa, Chordata, Actinopteri, Labriformes, Labridae. The coding region runs from base 162 to 1250 and encodes 362 amino acids. The transcript has 11 exons.